AAGCAAACGAAGAAAACCGAUUGUCUUUUUAUUUACAAAUUCCAUCGUAGUUUCCUGCAGAAACUAUCGAAAAUAAUUUUAUUAUAUUUUUUAUCAAGUUUAUUUGCAAACGUGGAUAUUUAUUCAACUUGUCGACAGUGCAAAGUGCUAUCCAAAGUGUAGUGUGCAUUAAGGGCAUUAAGCGAAAUGGUAAACCGCCCCGUCGUGACCGGGCUCUCGCCGAAGGAGGGCCCGCCGGGAACGCGAGUCACUAUUCGGGGCGAGUUCCUGGGUGCGAAAGCAUCUGAUAUGGUUGGGCUCACCAUCUGUGGUUGCGACUGUCUGCUGUCGGCCGAGUGGAAAUCGGACAAGAAAAUCAUCGCCCGAACCGGUGCCGCCAAGGGGAAAGGGGACAUUAUCGUCACGACACGGGCUGGUGGCACCGGGACCAGCACGGUGCAGUUUAGGGCGUACUACGAAACGAUUGGUCCGAUGAAAGAAUCGGCGGUGUGGAUCGAAGAGUCGCCAAUGCAGUCGCUGGCAUGGGGUAGACGCUCGCUGGCCCCGACGGGGUACAUUCAGGAGGAUCCCCUUGGGCUGUCCAUCGAGGGCAAUGAUAAAAAAUUUCCGGAAGAUUUGCGAGAUAUUUUUCCUGAGGGGUCAGGUGAUUUGUCGCAAGAAAACUUUCUUCCGGGGUGGUUCCUGUUGGAGAACCAUCACGCAACAUCGUUUGAUGAUUUGAAGGCAGGGCUGUCCUAUCUGCGACGCCGGGUGGAGAGUCAAAAGGAAGGACAAUUGUCGUUUUUGAAGUCCAAUGCCGGAUCAGUGAUGGAUCAAUUGGACACCUUGAUGGCACUACGGGAUCGAGUAACGCAGGAUUCUAAAACGCACGGAAAAGAUCAGGUCAAUGAUCUGGAGAAAGCGAUAAAAAACUCGAUAGAUGCCUCGCAGGAACUGUUCAAGGAUGUGCUGGCCAGGAAGGAAAAGGCGGAUGCCACAAGAGCGGCGCUGUCGGCGUUGUCGCGGCAUAAGUUUUUAUUCUGUUUGCCAAAUUCGGUAGAGAAGAGCGCUGCCAAGAAUGAGUUUGACAUCGUGGUGAAUGACUACGCCCGGGUGAAGAAUCUUUUCGGGAAGACGGAAGUUCCGAUAUUCAUGAAGGUGCUCGAGGAAGUGGAUAUGAAAAUUCUUGCCAUCAGGCAGCAGUUGCACGUAAAAAUAAAAGAGAUGCCACAAGGAGUCGAGCAACAGAAGAAACUGGUUAAAGCUUUGAUCAGUUUGGAAGCCCAGCAAGCGGGAACCAACGUUGCCAGCAUGUUGGUCAUAGAAGAUCCAGCCUGGGAUGCGAUUGAAGCUCGGGCUAAGUAUCUCGAAGAGACAUUCCUCAAGACAUGUGAGCAGUAUACUGGAAAGGAAACCAAUCCGACUGAACCGAAAUCGAGAGCUGAUCCAAAUGCCACUCCGAAUCGUGUGCAGUUUUGUGAAGAAAUGACUGAAAUAGCCGCAAGUCAGUUCCCAGAUUUGUGGCGACUAGGUCAGGCCUACUUUACUGGCGAGUUGAGAGGGGCAGGCCAGCCGAAGCCGGGUAAUUUUAAACGGAUCAUCCUUUCUGUGAUUGAGAAGUUCUGUUUGUACUUGAAGGCCGCUCUGCUCCCGGCUGGAAACCAGCGUUCUCUUUUAGCUGGAAGCAUGAAAGGUUUACCGACAUGGCCGGCAACUAACCUUUCGCUAAAUUACUUAAUCACGUGGCUUCCACAUUGUUUACGUUACGUGAGAGUCUCCUACGCUACACUCAUCCGACUGGAUCUGCCCGGUGAGGCAUUGGAUAUAGUGUUGAAGUUUAUCGACGAACUUCGGCUUUACUGUCUUUCUUCGAUCUUGAAGAAAGCAAAUGAGAAGGUUAAAAAACUACACGAGAAGGAAACAUGGGAAUUUUCGGUGCCCGAUUUUGCAGGAGCAACAUCUUUGCCUUCUAAAUUGGAGGAAAUUCUUUUCGAGGCGAUCGAAGAUGCUCAGACGCUCUGUCUUACGCCGGAGGUACGGGAAACAUCUCUGCUGGAGCCCCACUCGGACGGACAGCGGGAAAUGUCCAAACGCUUUCAGGAGAUCCUGGGAACGUUUUGUGGAGUAAUCGAGACCUUGGCCCUUCAACGCUCUGACGAAGAGCCACAGCAUGCCCCGAUGUUAUCACAGUUGAUUGGCUUUCCUGCGGCGCUGCUACAGCAACAGAUGUCCGGCGAUAAAAGCUGGGGAUCCACGAUCACCUGGGAACAACGACUACUUUGCUGUUUGUCAAACUGUAUUUACUGUAACAAGAUAUUCUUCCCCAAACUAAGCGGAAUGUUUACUAAACACAACUAUCCGGUGCCUACAAUCGCCAUCGAAAACUCCCGCUCCACAGUGAACACUCUAUUCAGCAGCCUGCUGGACAUGUACGUGGAACACAAGAGUGAUCCCCUGGUGGGUACCAUCGAACCGUCCAUGUACAUCGGCCGCUUCCAGUGGGACCAGGUCGGCGCAUCGGACAAGCUCAGUCCCUACGCGCACGAGUGCUGCGACAAUCUAGUUUCGGUUUAUUCGGAGAUUUUCUCCAUCUCGCCGGUCCUGCUCAGACCAGUGUUGGACCCGAUCGUGCAAACCGUGGCCGAAGAGCUCGCCCGGCUGAUGACCUGCGUGCAGAAGUUCAACGUCACUGGGGCACUGCAAGCAAAGGUGGACAUCCACGUGAUACGCGACGCGGUGCGGGUUUACAGCAACGAAACGGCAAAGUCAUUUUUUGUCGAAGCAUUGGAAGCUAUCCCACAGGUUCCGGAUUCGGAAGAACAAGUCCAGAAAACAGUUCAACAGAUCAAGAACAAUAUGCGUCUUCAGCUAAUGUGUCUACAGGUAUUGGAUCCUUGACACGACUCGAUCAACUGCAAAAUGAUGUACACCAAGGUAAGAAAGUGAUGUCUCAUUAUUCCCCUUAGAUCCCAUACGAAUUCAGAUGUUAUUUAACCUGACCUAAUUAAUCAUAUGAUAAUGAAUUCUGAUAUUUUAUGCACCGUUUGAUGAAAAUAUUUAAAAUUAUUAGAGUAGGGUACAAUUAUAAAUCCCAUUUAAUGGAAACACUAAAUGUCAAAAA
Molecule: messenger RNA, 3100 nt
Organism: Armigeres subalbatus
Lineage: Eukaryota; Metazoa; Arthropoda; Insecta; Diptera; Culicidae
Gene: Sec5
Product: exocyst complex component 2
Exons: 6
Coding region: 187-2877 (896 amino acids)
Biological process (GO): Golgi to plasma membrane transport; exocytosis
Cellular component (GO): exocyst
Source: RefSeq, a predicted model, not a curated record